Messenger RNA from Scomber scombrus (Atlantic mackerel), 3041 nucleotides. It is a transcript of the gene wee1, whose product is annotated as WEE1 G2 checkpoint kinase. Gene Ontology annotation, molecular function: magnesium ion binding; ATP binding; non-membrane spanning protein tyrosine kinase activity. Gene Ontology annotation, cellular component: nucleus. Gene Ontology annotation, biological process: protein phosphorylation; mitotic cell cycle. NCBI's taxonomy places the organism in Eukaryota, Metazoa, Chordata, Actinopteri, Scombriformes, Scombridae. The transcript has 10 exons. Bases 59 to 1915 code for a protein of 618 amino acids. The record is from RefSeq and is a predicted model, not a curated record.
CGCGUGUUUUUCCCAUCGACGCCACCACCGGGGUUUAAAUCCUACACUGACAAAAAAAAUGUCGAGCUACAGCCGCCACCGACACGGAUCCCCCUCCUCUCCCAAAUCUCAACCGAUCCGACAGAAAUUACAGUUUGCAUCCAGCGACGGAGAGGAUGAACCAAUAGAGGAUGUUAAUAACAGCACCGGAGGAGAGUCUGGCUUCACGGAGCUCGACUCUCCGGUGCCGGUGAGACGAGGAGGAGACACCGCCGCCGAUAAGCGCCUUGAAGGCAGCAGCAGCCCCAUGCACCACGAUGAGCUUUGGGACGAGGAAGGUUUUGGAUCUCCGUCUCAUCUGCGGUCUCCGAGCAGCGGGCUUUUUGCACAUUGCUCGCCGUCACCGAGGAAAGCUUCACGGUUGUAUUCACCGGAGAGAUCCUACGUGCAAGACGACGGAGAAGAAGGAUCCAGCUCCCCGAUCCCAGACUGCCCCGACACACCUCCGCACAAAACCUUCAGAAAACUAAGACUUUUUGACACACCGCACACACCAAAGAGUUUAUUGUCCAAAGCCAGGAGCUCCGGCCCAGGAUCUUCCAGCAGGAGAGUUGCCCUGUUCAAGAAUGUGGAGCCUUCAGCAAAGUCAAUCACAGACAGCAACAGGAGACAGCAGACUCCCCUAGUCAACUUUAACCCCUUCACCCCCGACUCCCUCCUCAUCCAGUCGGCCACACAGCAGAGAAUAAACAGGAAGAGGGCACACUGGAAUGACUCAUGUGGAGAAGACAUGGAGGCGAGCGACGGUGAGGGAGAGGAGGAAAUCCUACCGCCCUCAAAGAGGAUCACCAUGAUGGAAAGCAACAUGAUGUCCCGGUACGUCUCAGAGUUCCUCGAGCUCGAGAAGAUCGGCUGCGGGGAGUUCGGUGCUGUUUUCAAGUGUGUGAAAAGAAUCGAUGGCUGCAUCUACGCCAUCAAAAGAUCAAAGAAACCUCUGGCGGGAUCAGUAGAUGAGCAGAACGCCUUACGGGAGGUGUAUGCCCACGCGGUGCUGGGCCAACAUCCCCAUGUGGUGCGCUACUACUCCGCCUGGGCCGAGGACGACCACAUGCUCAUCCAGAACGAGUACUGCAACGGCGGCACGCUAUCCGACGUCAUCGCCGAGAACUACAGACGCCUCAGUUACCUGUCGGAGUUGGAGCUCAAAGAUCUGCUGCUUCAAGUCACACGAGGCCUCAAGUACAUCCACUCUACCUCCCUGGUGCACAUGGACAUCAAGCCAAGCAACAUCUUUAUUUCACGUAAAUCUGUAGCCAGCUGUGGCGAAUGUGAUGAAGACGAAGGUUUGACCACCAGUGUAAUUUAUAAAAUAGGUGAUCUCGGUCAUGUGACAAGAGUAAACAAUCCACAGGUGGAGGAGGGUGACAGCAGAUAUUUGGCCAAUGAAGUUUUACAAGAGGACUACAGUAGCUUAAUGAAGGCCGACAUCUUUGCUCUGGCUCUGACUGUGGUCAGUGCCUCGGGGGCCGAGCCUCUGCCCACCAACGGAGACAAGUGGCACGAAAUCCGGCAGGGAAAACUCCCCGCCAUUCCCCAAGUGCUUUCUCCAGAGUUUCUCAGUCUUCUAAAGCUGAUGAUUCACCCUGACCCAGCUAGACGACCGUCAACCUCUGAGCUCAUCAAACACCCGGUACUCCUGACGGCCGCCAGAAUGAGCGCAGACCAGCUGAGAGUCGAGCUCAAUGCCGAAAAGUUCAAGAACGCUCUGCUCCAGAAGGAGCUGAAGAAGGCUCAGAUGGCGCGAGCCGCAGCAGAGGAGAAGGUUUUAUCCACUGACAGGAUCCUGACCCGCUCCACAGUCCAGUCCCAGAACCCCAGAACCUCCAGACUCAUCGGCAAGAAGAUGAACCGGUCGGUCAGCCUCACCAUCUACUGAGACUUUAACCCACCAUGACAGGAAGUGAAACACGUGGGAAACACAAAAAAUAAAAAUCAGACCUGUUGAAUUUAAACAGUCUUUUUUUUGGGGGGAGGGGUUUGUUCCCGAGGAGGACUCCUCCUGUCGGUUGUGGUUUGGGCGUUUUUACGCCCAGUUAAAGCUGUAGACUGUUGCCACACUGAACACGGAUGUCAUCUCGAUAGACUCUCUCAUUGCCAACACAGUUCAGCCCUGUUGUCCAAUGAACUGAACUCAUUCAUUGAAGGUAGUUACGAUACCUUUCCACACUCUCUCAUUCCUUUUUUUUUUUUCUUGGCCUUGCACUUCCUUCGACAAAGCCGAAGCCUGUUUGGCAGCGGAUUAAAUAAAAAGCCGCAGUGAAGCGCUCUCUCUCUAUCUUCAGUGUGAAUGUACUUGCCGUAGCCGUGCGCACCUUACUGCCUGUCAAAUGCCUGAUGCUGGGUACCAGAAGAUCCGAGGAACGACGACGACGAUUUCUGUUUGUGUAACGGAGCACUUUGGAGGCAUCGAGUGGAACUUUUUUUUUGUAAAAAAGAAGAAGAAGAAGAAAAAGAAAAGAUAAAAAACCUGCUGCUAUUGAUGUUUUUUGUGUAUCAGGGUUUUUGGCCGAUUUCAGGUUGGAUCGUUCCAGAUAGAUGUCAUUUGGCUCUUAUUUUGAAGUAGCAGGAGUCCAUUUCCCCCCUUCAGUUUAAAUAUCCGUUUUUGUUCAGGUCAGAUGGAAAAAAUGGAUCAUGCCAUUUUUGUGGAAAAAUAAUCCCAGCUUGUUUUUGACAGUACCAAAAACCAGUGAGCUACCCGUUAUCUGUGACGUUUUGAAUUGAUCCAUAGUGUUUGUGAUUUUCCUGAUAUUGGUGCUGCCAGCCCUGCCUGUAGCAUUAGAACAAUCAUUGUCCUGUUCUUUGAUUUCUCAUUUGUUCUGUUGUACUUCUUUCUUUUUUUCUUCCCUCCUGCUGUCGUUUCCAUGAUGCUUGUCUUCACAAUUAUUGUUUAGGAACAUAUUCCUCAUCUUUGUUGUUCUCCUAACACACAAAAAACCCUUUUCCCCCCUGUUUGUAACCUUGUACAUAUGUUCUUCUAAUAAAUUCUCACCAUCUACACUUUC